Molecule: messenger RNA, 3633 nt
Organism: Lymnaea stagnalis (great pond snail)
Lineage: Eukaryota; Metazoa; Mollusca; Gastropoda; Lymnaeidae
Source: the annotation of a GenBank genome assembly
GUGACAGCUAAAAUGGACUCAGAAACUCACACCUCAACAAAACUUCCAGAAUACUCUGUAACUGGCAGGGAGGGGGGAGAUUUUGGACUGACACCUGAUGAGCUUGAGGUGUCAUUGCCAGCAGAUCCACCGGUACUGACAGUGAGUAUGCCCUCGAGUGUUGUCUUCAUGAAUCAGCCACCCAGAAGGGGAAGAAACAGUUUGAGCAACCAGCCUCUGACCCUAAAUACAACGCUUGCAACCACUACCUUCACCCCUUGCUCCAUGCCCCAGUCAUCAGCAUGUUUCACCACUCCAAAUCCUGAAAACAUCCCACCAGCCGCAGUGCGUGAUCUGACAUCAAUGUUCUCACCAUUGAUUGGAGAGUAUACAAGCAUCACUGACAACAUUGACACAUCUUGUCUCAUUGACAGCUCCCCACCGUGUUCACCAGUACCAGCUUCAGGCAUCAUGUUCUCUGUUGUUGAAAGCUAUCAUGAAGUGGAUGCUAAACUUAAAGAGAAGUCUGCAGCCAGCAGUAAACAGUUGGAACUCAAGCAAGCAGAGGAGAUGGAACAUCAGAGAAUGGAGUCUCUUAUCCGUCACAGAUUGAGGCAGAUCUCACAGGUAUCUGACUUACCUUUCAUUAUUAUCUGCAUCAAACUCAUUAGUGUGCUUUUGUUUUAGUAUUAGAUUUUUAAAAUAUUCACAUGGUCCUUAAAACUUAGAUUUUGCACUAGCAUCUUUCAUAGAAUUGUUUGAUGUUUGGCUAGUUGAGACUACUUGUUUAUACUCUAUUAUUUUUAUGUUUUAGGAGCUAAAAUACAAUUAGAAUUUAGUUAAAUAACAUAUGUAUGGAAAAUAUUUUUAUUUAUAAGUGUAAAUUUUAUUUUAUAAGAGUGUGCUUUUUAAAUAUUAUUUAUAAGCUGUGUAGCUAGAUAAUGUAGCAUCUUAGAGCUACAGUUUAACUUACUUUUUCUAAUAAUUGGAUUGCUCUGACCAUUUUAAUGAAAUGAAGGCUACCUUUCUGUUCGCAGCCAGAUUGGCUAAUGUUGAUGGGUAGGUUGUGCAAUAUUAGGAGGAAUCUGCAUGACUUAACAAUUUUUUUUAUGGAUUGAGAUCUAAAAUAAUGUCAUAAGGAUUUUGGUAGUAAUUUAAUGUGAAUUAAUGAACUAAAACGGUUUGAUCUAUAACAAAUUCACUAGAUGUUUCCCUUCUAACUUAAAUUCAUCUUAAUUUGUGGAUUAUUAACUGGAGUACAUCCUCAGUAACAGUUGGUGCUAACUUAAGGUGAUUGAUGCAUGAUAGGAAACUAUAUUAAGGUCACGGUUCUUUAAGUGGCAAUGAAUAUGAAUAUGUUUACAAUAUUUUGUGUGGAGUUGGUGAAUAACUUGUUAUAAUUAUUUUACUUUUUAGAUGUCAAACUUACAAAAUUAUUUAUUUUUUUAAAAUUAAGAGGUAUCUAAUAUUUUUCUUGUUAACCAAAGCAAGUUCAUACAAAGAGGGUACUGGUUAUUAGAAAUGAGGCUGCUGGGUACAUUUUAAAAUUGAUAGUACAGGGAAAUGUUCAUAAUAAGGAAGGGAGCUUUCCUACCUUUAUUAUUCCAGGUCAUAAUCAUUUCAGAUAGUGGAGAACAUUUCAAUAACUUGAUUUUCUUUUUUCAAAAUUGACUAUCAAAUUGUUAAGUGAUGACUGUUCUGUUAGUGUGAGUUGUUAUCUUUUGGGAACAUGAGCCACUCAUCAAUCAGUGGCAGACAACUGUGUAGGCCUACUUUGAACAAUACAAAUUUCUAACUAGACAAGGACUAUUGUGGUUGUUGCUUGAUAGAAAAGAAAAUAUUUUGUGAUGAAAAUAAGCAAGUAUGAGAAUGAUUGAUGUGUGAUGCUAUAAAUAUUAACCAGCCAAUCAGAAUGACUGUUUUGUGUGCUGUUCUGCCAACAGGAUGAGAGGCUGGCACGGAUUUUCUUUCAGGUUUGUGUUGAGUCUUUCAUUGAUGGUCAUUCUCAAUAUAGUCUAAUGUUUGUUUUUUCUUUCUGCCUCCUAUCAAACCAUCAUAACCUCAUUGGAUAUGGGAAUUCAAUGUUGCUUUAACUUAUUUUAAACAUGCUUAUUUUAAUACCUUUCAAUAUGUAACAAAUACCUGUUUUGAUUGGGUGGUUUUUUUUAAUGUGGGAUAAUUUAUUUUAUUCACAAAAAUUAUUUGAAAAUAAUCUCAUUCAUUAUUUGGAAUUAGAGAUAUCUCUACUUUGCUUAGUUUUUUACUCAUUUUUAGUUCUUUACUCAUUUUCAAAAAGUUUCUAAAAAUGUUUCACAUUAAAUUGAAUUUUUUACUUGUCUCUUUAUAAGGGUGUUUUUAAAAAUCGCCUUUGCCUCUGGAAUUAUUAUUUUUUAUUUUUCUGUCUUAUUGUGCUCUUGCUUCUGUAUUGUCUAAGUAAGUUGUUUAGUUUUUAAUUGAACAAUCUGAAUAAAAUUAUUUUAAUCAAUAGAAUUAAUAUUUCUAAUAUUCUUUCUUUUUAAAUUAAACUGGCCUUGGAGAUAAUGAACUUGACAUUUUCAACAAUGUUUGAUGCAAAUGGAUUUAACCUUGUUCUCAACCCUAAAAUAAUUGUUUAAUUUAUUGAAUAAUCUUGUGUCCAAAUAAGAAAGUACAAUUUUUUUUUAUUAUAACCUAGAAAGAAAAAAAAAAUUCAAUGUAAUAAUAUAAUAAAUCAAUUUGAUGUCCAAAGGAUUAUGCUCACAUUGUUUCUGUUUAAAAUAAUAUUGAAAAAUAAGUCAGGGCUAUUUAAGUUUUAUUGCUAUCAGGUUUUUCCAAAGUGUUACUGAAAUAUGAAAUAAAGAGCUUGAAUUGGUAAUAAGUUCAAUUAAAUGUCCAACUAAAAAAUUGAUACAGGUAUUUAAUAGCUUAUAAGCCCUACCUAUGAGCUCUAUGACAUAUUGUUUCCUUUUUAUUUUGUCAUUUACAACUAUAAAUAAAUUGAUAGGUAGCUGAUAAGAAACCCAGUAUUCGAAAUUAGACAUCCCUUCAUAAAAGCUAUUAUGGUCUUUAAACUUUACUGGCACUUUUUAUUGUAUUUCAAUGCAAUUUCAUGUAGAUAAAAAAUAAAUAAAUGAAGAACCAUAGUGUUUUAACCAUAAUUUAUUUGUUAGAUUUUACCAUUGUUUGAAUGGUUAUCUUUAUAAAGCUGUAUCAGAGUUUUUGAUGAGUUUUACUGUUUUACUUCUAUUAUUUUCCUAGUUCAUCCUAUGUUGUCCCUUUGUUGUGAUUACAUUUUGUUUAUGUUGUAUUUUUAUUUAUUUAGUACUUUGAUUCAAUCUUACUUUGAAAAAAAUAAAUUUUCCAACACCUUUGCUAAACUGUGAUUUUUUUAGUUUCAACUCUUUAACAAAAGUUAAUAAUGGCGGCAAAUUUUUACUCUCAUUGUUUUUGUUAUAGAUUAAUUUUAAAUAUCCGCUGUAAAUGUUUCAAUUAAACUACAUUAAUUUUUUAGGACGAAAGCGGCAGCAUCAGCGACAUAGCCAGAGUAGUAGUGGCAGAACUAGCAGCAGAGAGUAUCAAACAGACACCACUAGAGGAGGAAUGCGAGGAAGCAUCAGUGUUAGCGGAAGAAGAGGAAGCGGAUCUAGAGGAGCAGUUUGGCCCAGUGGACCACAG